Notolabrus celidotus (New Zealand spotty) is the source of this 1581-nucleotide messenger RNA. RefSeq lists its product as uncharacterized. The transcript is spliced from 4 exons. The record is from RefSeq and is a predicted model, not a curated record. Lineage: Eukaryota; Metazoa; Chordata; Actinopteri; Labriformes; Labridae. The coding region runs from base 153 to 956 and encodes 267 amino acids.
CCUGAUUGGUUGUUCAGAGGUCACUUGUGUUCACUACCUGGCGCCAAUUUGAAUGUUUUUUGCUUAUGUCUAUGGUUGUUUGCACCAGAGUGAGUCCCACUGCUGAACUGUCGGAUUGUUGCUGUGAAGGAAAGUAAAAAAGGGAUUGAAAAAUGUCCUCCUCGACGAUCAAACGGGAUAUAGUGAGGAUGCUGAAUGAUCUGAGUAAGGAGGAUUUUCUUACAUUUUGUAACCAGCUGAGAGAUCGCAGAGAAGAUCCGCGGGUCAGCCUCAGCGCUGUGGAGGGCAAGAGACGAUGGGAUAUCGCAGACGUCAUGGUUUCAACCUUCACGGAACCAAAAGCUCUUCAGGUAGCUCUCCAAAUACUGAGACAGAUGGACCGGAACGAGGAGGCGAAGACACUGGAGUCAAAGACCAAAGUCUGUGUGGACAAAGGUGACCCCACCCUCCGAAGGACGUCGAAGGGAGAGCUGGAGCUGAAGCCCUCAGAGGAGGCUCUGAAACAUGCGCCAUGUCGUCCCUUACAGGCUGCUCAGAAGGGAGUUCCUUUGGUGAAGAAGAAGCCAGAGGAGGUGAUGGCUGAGGCGAAAGCUUGUGUUCUCUCAGAGGGUGGGGACCCCUGUAAUGAGUGGCUUCUUCUGAGCAAAGUUGCGCUUCAGUUUGGCCAGUAUAAAGGUCAAACCUUUAAAUGGCUGCUGGAGAACGAUGUAAGCUACACUGUCUAUUUGGUCGCUGGCCUCCAGAAGGAGAAAAGGUCAUCUUCCCCACAGGACCCACUGACGGCCAACAAGGAUUGCUUGGUCAAAUAUGCAAAGGCUUACCCUGAGGUUAUGAAAAAAGUCAGACUCCGAAGUGUGUACAAAAGAGCCAAGUCAAGCUACAGCCCAGGACAACCACCACGCAGAAGACAGCGAAGAAACCAGGGAUACAGGAGGAAGAAAAAGUUUUAUGGAUAAGAAAUUAAGUUUUGAGACAAAAUAAGUUUUAAAAACACGAACAUUAUGUUGUUGUUUUGUUUUUUUGUUCCCUUUUUUCAGCUUACAGAGGGGAUGACAACAAAAAUCCCUUAAUCUAAGAAAAAGUUUGUCACUGAUAAAUUCCACUGAAUUUAAGGAAGAAGGUUUAUAUUUUAAAAUUUUUAAAAAAGCACAUUAAAUGGUAGACAACACACCAACAGUAACACAAUAGUUAUAUUUAUUCUGAUCAAGUCAUCUGAUUGGACAAGACUCAUUCUGUUAGAGCUGAUAUUGAGUCCAACAGCACUGACUUUUCAAUACAACAAAAUCUCAAUUCAGAGGAUACAUGCUUCAAAGGAUCCCGUCUAUUAAGGAUACAUGCUUUAUAACCAUGUGGACCACUAAGGUCUACCUUAAAGGACACAGUCUGGCCUCUGGAGGAUUCCCUGUAUAUGUCUCUAGCUGUUCCCACCUUACUGUUUUUUUUAUUAAUUAUUCCACGGUUAAUAAAGUCUAUGAUUUUAUUUUAUCAAUCCAACUCUGCUUCCCUCUGUAAAGCGCUCUAAAUUGCUCCAGUGUUUAAAUUGUGCUGCAAAAAUAAACAUGCCUUGCCUUUCUCACAACA